Dentiscutata heterogama is the source of this 158-nucleotide messenger RNA. The record is from the annotation of a GenBank genome assembly. Lineage: Eukaryota; Fungi; Glomeromycota; Glomeromycetes; Diversisporales; Gigasporaceae.
UUGCUUGUGCAAAAGGAUGUAGAAGUUUUGAUAAUUCAUCUAAUGAAUUCCAUUCCUCUGCUGACAAGAGAAGUUUUCAUAAUGAAGAAGAAGAAGAUUAUUUAAAAGAUUAUAUGUUGAAUUCCAACAUGUUUGAGUAUCACUUCAAAGAGAAUUAA